AUGGCCGUCGCCUCGACGCCGCUCGUCGCGGCACCAUCGUGCCCGGCCUGGGCGAAGCAUCGUCGCGGGCGCCAGCCGCAGUUCGACGGCAAGCCGUGCGAGCCUGCUAAGGAGGAGGACAUGUGGCUGUGCCUGGCCGACGGCCGCGCGCGCAGCACCGCCGACCUGAAGCGCCUGGCGACAGCCGCUCGGGUGCGAGCGAAACGAGCAAGAGAUGCAGCCGCCGCGAACACGCGCGAUCGGCAGGCGCGCGACCAGCGCCGCCGGCAGCGUGAGCAGCACGACCGGCGCGCAGCGCCGGCGGUCGCCAAGACCGUGCGCCCACAACGCGGCCAGUGCGGCUGCCCGGCGCACGCGGUGUGCGGCAUGUGCGUCGACCAGGGCAAGCUCGCCGCGGCCGAGCAGGCGGCCAUCGACCUGGAGACGCGCUUCCACGCCUCGACGAACGUCGUCAUGGACCUGGAGCGGCCCGAGGACGAGACGGCGGCGCUGCUGCAGCGCUGCGUGCACGUCUCCGACGAGACGAAGCGGCGGCUGCUGGGCGAGUGGAGCGACGAGCGCAUGGCGCACGCGCUGCCGCUGCACGCAUGCGCCUCGUGCGGCGUGCGGGACCCGUCGCUGACGA
Molecule: messenger RNA, 625 nt
Organism: Emiliania huxleyi CCMP1516
Lineage: Eukaryota; Haptophyta; Isochrysidales; Noelaerhabdaceae
Exons: 1
Source: RefSeq, a predicted model, not a curated record